Molecule: messenger RNA, 1833 nt
Organism: Aedes aegypti (yellow fever mosquito)
Lineage: Eukaryota; Metazoa; Arthropoda; Insecta; Diptera; Culicidae
Product: gonadotropin-releasing hormone II receptor
Exons: 11
Coding region: 399-1664 (421 amino acids)
Biological process (GO): G protein-coupled receptor signaling pathway
Cellular component (GO): membrane
Molecular function (GO): adipokinetic hormone receptor activity; vasopressin receptor activity; peptide binding
Source: RefSeq, a predicted model, not a curated record
UCAUGCUCGCUUAUUUAUAUUCCAGCCAUCAUCAAAUCAACAGCUUGCUUCUAGGCUUUGAUUUAUACGAAAGCAUCUCGAAAAUCCAUGUGAUGAAACCAAUAAUAGUGAUAACAGUGAAUGUGAACUGAAAUUAUCAAAUCAUGCAGUGCCCUAAUGUACGGAGAUCAAAGUGGUGUGAAACUUGAAAAAAUGUCGGAUUCUAGCAUGCAAAUCGCGUACAAGGAUGAACACGCAACAGGAUACUGAUACUGCUUGAUAAGUUAAAUUGAAGGAGUUCAAAAAAACAUAUUUCAAAGCUUCCAACAAACAAUUAGGUAACAACAGCUGAAAACACCUAAGAUUCAAAUUCGAUUUCCACGGAACCAUCCACUUUGGCUUUUUAACUUUGAACUAAAAUGUCAAAUGCAAUUUUGAAAACAGAACGCGGCGAAGUGUUGAAUUAUAGUCACAGCUAUGGAGAGAAUUACAAUAACGAUGUGAACACUAUGCCAUACGUACUUUCGAGCUCUACGAGUAAAACCGGAGUUUUUGAUAAUGAAACAUGGUACGGUACUAAUAGUAGUAAUUGGAAUGAACCCUUGCCCAUUGAUAUGCAAUUCAACGAUGGACACAAGUUGCAGAUUGUUGUUUACAGCGUACUGAUGGUCAUUUCUGCCAUAGGAAACAUAACAGUGUUGGCACUUCUUAUCAAACGGCGGCUCAAAUCUCAUUCCCGAAUAGAUAUGAUGUUAACCCAUUUAGCUAUAGCGGAUUUAUUGGUAACAUUUCUAAUGAUGCCACUAGAGAUUGGGUGGGCGGCAACUGUCCAAUGGAGGGCGGGCGAUAUCAUGUGUCGUGUGAUGGCAUUCUUCCGCACAUUUGGAUUACAUCUAUCAAGCUUCGUACUGGUCUGCAUAUCCGUAGAUAGGUAUUAUGCUGUAUUGCAGCCACUAAAUCUUUCCAAAAGCAGAGGCAAAAUAAUGAUAUUGAUUGCAUGGGCAAUGGCCACUCUCUGCAGUGCACCACAGCCCUUCAUCUUCCAUGUCGAAAUACACCCGAACCACACCUGGUAUGAGCAAUGUGUGACGUAUAAUACUUUCUCGAAUGACAACUACCAUACGGUCUACAAUAUACUAGUAAUGAUGUUUAUGUAUGCAUUGCCUUUGUUGACUAUCAUUUGUUCGUAUGCGUCAAUCUACAUGGAAAUCUUCAGACAUAGUCGGAUGCCAAACUCAGAGGGCUUUCGACGAUCAAGCAUUGAUGUCCUAGGUCGCGCAAAGCGAAGAACAUUGAAGAUGACCAUCACCAUAGUUAUGGCGUUUGUCAUAUGUUGGACCCCAUAUUAUGUCAUGUCUGUAUGGUAUUGGCUGGAUCAAAAAUCAGCGGAAAACGUUGAUCAACGUGUGCAAAAGGGUUUGUUUCUUUUUGCCUGUACCAACAGCUGCAUGAACCCAAUAGUGUACGGCAUCUAUAAUGUGAAGCUUCGGAAAAAGAAAAAACCUCAUUCACGCAUUCAAAUGGUCAAGCUAGAGAUCAUUCACAGAAGAAACAGCUGCAUCCAGAGCAUGGACGGUGUUAAGUCAGGCCAAUCUUCCGUUAUUCUAAGAAACUCUGCAAAAUAUACCAGGCACUCAGAAUCCAUCCGAUCUUCAUCAGAUGUUUCAAGUGUGGUUUUAGAUUAGUUUGGAUGGUGGAAGCUGUGGUUAUAAAUUUUGUCAAGGAUGGAUCGUGCAUUUUGUGGGAAAUUGAAAGAAAAACCUCAACUAGCUGUGCGAAAAAUUGUUUGUGAAAAACGUAUUGAAAAAUAGAACUGCAACAUGUAUUCCUCUCAAUAAAAGAUGAAGAAGCUCA